GACACUGAUGUAAUGUGGCUAAGAAACCCAUUUACAAGAUUGAGUAAGAAUGUGACAGAAGACCUUCAAAUUAGCACAGACAUGUACAAUGGUGAUCCUUGGUCAAAGGAAAACCUACUCAACACUGGAUUUUACUUUGUGAGGACAAGCAACAAGACUGUCUCCUUGUUUGAAACAUGGUACGGUCGAAAGGAUAAUUCCACAGGUAAAAAGGAGCAAGAUGUGCUUCUUGACCUGAUCAGAGGAGGUAUUAUUGAACAGUUGCAAAUUAGGGUUAGGUUUUUGGACACCCUUUAUUUCAGUGGAUUUUGCCAAGACAGUAAGGAUUUUAGGGCAGUCACCACUGUCCAUGCCAACUGUUGUCGGAGCAUCAAUGCAAAGGUAGCAGAUAUGAAGGUUGCCCUCAGUGAUUGGAAGAAAUUUAAGAGGUUGGAAGCUAAUUCUACA
Molecule: messenger RNA, 447 nt
Organism: Vigna umbellata (rice bean)
Lineage: Eukaryota; Viridiplantae; Streptophyta; Magnoliopsida; Fabales; Fabaceae
Source: RefSeq, a predicted model, not a curated record